This is a messenger RNA of Acomys russatus (golden spiny mouse), 1086 nucleotides long. Its product is annotated as glutathione S-transferase A3. Lineage: Eukaryota; Metazoa; Chordata; Mammalia; Rodentia; Muridae. The record is from RefSeq and is a predicted model, not a curated record. The transcript has 7 exons. Gene Ontology annotation, molecular function: glutathione transferase activity. Gene Ontology annotation, biological process: xenobiotic metabolic process; glutathione metabolic process. Gene Ontology annotation, cellular component: extracellular exosome; cytosol. Bases 165 to 830 code for a protein of 221 amino acids.
UUGGACACAGUGGGAGCAGCUUUUUCCUUAUUGGAUUGUUUCUCUGUAACUGGGAGGGGCUUAUUCAAAUAAACAAAUAGCUUAUAAAACACCAGGAGCUCUUCUGUGUUGUGGAGCUUUUUGGAGGGACAGCUUUGUAACAAGAAAAGCCAGCGAUUGCUGCCAUGGCGGGGAAGCCAGUCCUUCACUACUUUGAUGGCAGGGGAAGAAUGGAGCCUAUCCGGUGGCUCUUGGCCGCAGCUGGAGUAGAGUUUGAAGAAAAGUUUCUGAAAACUCGGGAUGACUUGACAAGAUUGAGAAAUGAUGGGAGUCUGAUGUUCCAGCAAGUGCCCAUGGUAGAGAUUGAUGGGAUGAAGCUGGUGCAGACCAAAGCUAUUAUGAACUACAUUGCCAGCAAAUACAACCUCUAUGGGAAGGACUUGAAGGAGAGAGCCAUCAUUGACAUGUAUGCAGAAGGUGUGGCGGAUCUGGAGAUAAUGGUUCUCUAUUACCCCCACAUGCCCCCUGAGGAGAAAGAGGAGGCCCUUGCUAAGAUCAAGGACAAAGCAAGGAACCGCUACUUCCCUGCCUAUGAAAAGGUGCUAAAGAGCCAUGGACAAGAUUAUCUCGUUGGCAACAGGCUGAGCAGGGCUGAUGUUUCCCUGGUUGAACUUCUCUACCUUGUGGAAGAGCUGGACCCCACCGUUAUGGCGAACUUCCCUCUGCUGAAGGCCCUGAGAACCAGAGUCAGCAACCUCCCAACUAUGAAGAAGUUUCUUCAGCCUGGAAGCCAGAGGAAGCCUUUUGAUGAUGAGAAAUGUGUGGCAUCAGCAAAGAAGAUUUUCAGUUAAUUCAGGCAGAUAUUGACACAUAGCACCUGCAAGGCUAGCCUUCUAUGCUUUGCAGCAAUGAAGUGUUUUGAUUAAAUGCUGGUGUUACUUAUUGGGAGGCUAACACAUUUUUAAGGCUUAUGUGUUAUUUUAUAUAGACACGACCACUGCAGAAUUGCUGGGAUGCUAUUUGGUUGUAGUAAAAAAUGAAAUCAUGAUUACUUCCUGUGAUAGUUCCUUGAGUUUCAAUAAAAGAGGACAAGUUUCUUAAACUCUA